Messenger RNA from Maudiozyma saulgeensis, 1860 nucleotides. Lineage: Eukaryota; Fungi; Ascomycota; Saccharomycetes; Saccharomycetales; Saccharomycetaceae. The record is from the annotation of a GenBank genome assembly.
AUGAGCAAUAGCAAUAGCAAUAGCAAUAGCAAUAGCAAUAGCAAUAGUUUGUUCAAUAUUGAAAAUACUACUUGCAGUGCAACCAACAUGGAAUGGUCAAGAAUUAAUAAAUUACCAUCGAUAGAAUCAGGUGUAUCGUUACAAACUGUUGAUAGAAGUCUAUCUUCAUUAAGUACAAAUACUUGUACUAGUGAUGAUAGCACUACUAGUACUGAUGACAUUACUUAUUUACAAACUGUUGAUCCUUUACCCGUGGAACCUCCAUCAUAUGAUGCAAUUAAUCCUUCAAGAAGAAUUACUUUCCCAGUUUAUGAAACACGUUCACAAAAUAAUCAAUUACCUGAUUAUUCACCUGCUGUCGAAUCUUUAACUUUAGGUGCAAUUAGAUUAGAAUAUAUUGAUCCAGAGACUCAUUCAAGUCUUUUGAGAUCAAAAGUUUGGUCAAAUUUUAUCAUUGAAAUUAAUUCAACACAAUUAAAUCUUUACGCAAUUGAACCAAUUUUAAUUUCAAAUAUUAAAAAUUAUAGAGAUUCUGUUAAUCCUUUAACAAGUAAAAAAUUAUCAACUCAACAACCACAAACACAUAAAUUUACUUAUUCUGAAAGACAAAAAAUUUUAAAUACAAUUCGUUUAAAACCUGAAAUGUUUUUAAAUAAUUCAACUUUAAGAAGAACUUAUACGUUACAAUACGCAGAAUUUGGUUUACCAUCUGAUUUUAUUAGAAGAAAUAAAUUGGCACAAGAUCAAGUUAAUGUAUUAAGAAUUAGAUGUGAAAAUCAACAAUUUUUAAUUAGAUUAUCUGAUAUUGAUGAAUUAAUUGAUUGGUCAACUAAAUUAAGUGAAGGUAUAGCCGUUUCAUUAGAUUUACAAAUUAGAAAGAUACCAGAUUAUAAAGUAUUUCCAAGAAGACGUAACAGACAUAGACACAGACAUAAUCAUAACGACAAUGAUACAGUAAAUUCAAGUGUUGUGUCAUCACGUUCAGCUUCUCCAUCACUUUCUUCUUCUUCUUCUUCUUCAUUUUCUCCAAUGGAUCCAUUAUCAACAGAUUCAGUCUCACAAAGCAUAUUUUUAUCAAGAUCUUCUACAAAUGUAUCGUCUACAUCAUCGUCGUCAUCAUCUAUAUUUAGAGUUGCAUCAUCUACUGCAUCAUCAAUCUCAGUUAAUAAUAGAGAAUCUGAUUCAAAGAAUCCUAUUAUUAGAAGAGUUUUCGGGAUGUUUAAUAAGAAGAAAACUACAUCGCGUGGCACUACUACUACUAAUAAAUUGAACUCGGCCUCGGCUUCGGCUUCGGCUUCAUCUGCGCUCAGAUCAAGAAGUACAUCUGUAUCAAAUGUAUCACAAAGAACAGUGGCUGGUUCACGUUCAAAUAGAUCGGUAUCUGUAACUAAUUCAAUUUUAGAGACAGAAAGAUCAAUUCAAUUUUCAAAUGAUAGAAACCCUGUAAUACAUGAAAGAGUUGAAGAAGAAGAUAUAGAUUUUUAUUCUGAUGAUGAUGAUGAUGAUGAUGAUGUUGAUGACGAAGAAGAAGAUGUUAAUGAUCUAGAUAUUAAAUGGUGUCCUGUACCAAAAAUAACAAAUCGUGAAAAACAUAUUAGCACUAGUCUACGUUGCCUACAUGUAUUCAACGAGACUCAUAGUUGGUUUGGGAAAAUUAUCUUGAAAGAAAGCCAUAAUCCAUCAAAAUAUGAUUCAAUUAAUCUACCAAUUUAUUUUAUCAAUACUGCAACAAUGGCUAAAGAAGGUACUCAUCAUAUGCGUAUCAAGAAUCAUUGUUUACAUCCUUAUGUGUUAUCUCCAAAUGGACUCAUUAAGCAUGGAUCAAAAGUAUUUGAUCUAUGGUACGAAAUGUAUAAGUAG